AUGAGCUCGAGACUCGUCGAUAUCAUCAAGUCAGCGGCAAAGCCUCUCCCUCCUCUUACCGACGAAUCGUUUGGGUCGUAUUUUGACCAUCUCAAAAAUUACAAGGUCGUUUUAUUGGGCGAUGGAAGCCAUGGCACGUCAGAGUUCUAUCACGCGAGGGCCGAAAUUACGAAGCGCCUGAUUGAGCAUCACGGCUUCGACACCGUGGCGUUGGAAGCAGACUGGCCCGAUGCCGAAGAACUUGAUAGAUACGUGCGACAGCGACCGGGGCUCAAGGGUAAAUUGGAGCAAGGAAAAGAUGAGCCAUUUCAGAGAUUCCCGACAUGGAUGUGGCGGAAUAAGGAAAUGCAAGACGUUGUCCACUGGAUGAGAGACCAUAAUGCGAAACUUCCUCCCCAGAAAAGAGCCGGGAUUUAUGGGCUGGACCUUUACAGCAUGGGAAGGUCUAUUGAGGGCAUCAUCAAAUACCUUGACGGGGUCGAUCCGAAAAUGGCAAAAUUGGCACGCCAGCGGUACGGCUGUCUGCAACCGUGGGUAGAAGAUCCGACAUCGUACGGAUUCGCGAAUUUCACCACUACCGGAAUGAAAACUUGCGAGGACAAGGUCAUUGGAAUGUUACGAGAUCUGCUGCAGAAGAGGUUGGAAUACUCUGCUCAUAGGCACGAUGGGGAAGAGUUCCAUAGCAUGGAGCAAAAUGCUUAUCUUGUGGCCGAUGCAGAGUCGUAUUAUCGAGCGAUGUAUUCUAGCCGGGCAGACUCAUGGUCUCUUCGAGACACGCACAUGUUUGAAACGCUUAAUCGGUUGCUGAAGUAUAAGCCUUCUUCCAAGGCUAUAGUAUGGGCACACAACAGCCAUAUUGGAGACGCAAGAUAUACCAGUAUGGGCAGGCAUCGUGAUGAGCUCAACAUCGGUCAGCUAUGCCGUGAGAACCUUGGGCGUGAGAAUGUGGCCUUGAUUGGAUGUGGGACACAUACGGGCACUGUGACCGCUGCACACGAAUGGGAUGAUGAUGCAGAGAUCAUGAAAGUACGGCCGUCCCGAUCUGAUAGCUGGGAAUACUUAGCUCAUCAAACUGGCAUCCCGUCAUUCUACCUCGAGCUCCGGCAGGGUCUGUCCGAUCCGGAAACCCGCCAGGAAAUCCUGAAGGCAUCACCCCGAUUAGAGCGGUUUAUUGGCGUGAUAUAUCGUCCAGCAACUGAACGAAUGUCCCACUAUUCCGCAGCUGAUCUCGCAGAUCAACUCGACGGGUAUAUUUGGUUCGAUGAAUCCCAAGGGGUAAGGCCUCUGGAGAUGACGCAACCCCGCACGCCGCUCGGAGUGGACGAAACUUAUCCCUUCGGGCUACCACCGUUGACCCCUGCCAGCCUGUACCGUUGCUGCAUCAACAUGCCAGUCACUCGUCGGUCCGCCCGAUUGAGGGGGCAGACACCGACCCUUGAGCCAUCUCAAGUUGACAAAAGCCAUUCGCGACCCGCUGCCAAGCUGCCAUCCCUUGUCGAACAUGACGAUGAACCAACGGCACCUAGCGUGAAGUCGGGCAAUAAUACACGGCCGACGACUCCUAUACAAAAACCACUCUCUACGCCUUCAAAGGCUAAAUCUAGCUCGAGGGCAUCUGUUAAAACACCGUGCACAAAUGGACCCGUGAAACCGAGUCAUGGAGAAAUGCAUCCUAGCAAGGUUCAUCAGAGUACCUCAAAACAGCUUGACAGUGGCCUUAUACUUGGAUUUCAGCCAAUUCAAAAGGACCCAAAUGCUCCAAGCAAUCCUCUUCUGACCCUAUCCAAUACACCUUCAAAAGGCCGACUCUCGCACCCUGACCAGCUAGAAGCAUUGAGCUACGACUUCAAGUUCUCCUGCGAGGACUCUGGGCUUAGCGUCGAGGCAAGAGACAUUAUGAAGAGCAUCCGAGAAGAUGCCGCGAAAAUUAAAGCUGAAAUGAAAAUUAAAGGGCCUGAAUCAAAGGAUAAAGAGGAGAAGCCGAAACAGAUGGGCGAGAGGAAAAUCGCCAAGGUAAAGAGCAAGAUCGGACGUUUCAGUGAAAUCCAUAUGAAUCAAUUCAGGAAGAUGGACUCUAUAGCCAAUCAUCCUUCUGCCUUCAGAGCUCGUCCAGAUCGUGUCCAGCCUCCCGUUUCGAAAGGUCUCAAACGCACCAUUUCGAAGGCUCGUCUUGAUGAGCCGGAGCGACCUUCCCCAGCUAAAACUAAUGUCCGUGUACCCGCGACUACGUCUACCAACUUGCCCGCAAAACGCCAAAAGAAUAACGGGAAUGAAGAUAUUUCUACUCGUCGACCACUGUUCAAAAAUGACCAAGCUACGAAUAGACCCGGCACAAGCACCAAUUCUUCCCUCCCUGAGAACAUUGGAACGCCGUAUAAACCAAAGAUUACACACUCUACAAGUGUGCAGCACUCUAAAACCACCAAUAUUCCUUCAUUACUACCACGCUCGCCUUCAAAAUCUAACCUCGCGCCUCGAACUCCACAGACGGACCUCAAAACAAAAACCAACAACACAACUCCCGGUCUUGGGACUCUGAAAUCAAUUCUACGCCGACGUCAACCACUGUUUUCUAAUGACCCGCUAAAGGUUGCUGCUGGGACCCAUCAGGCAUUUCCGGAUGGUGACCUGAGCACCAAACUCCUAUUCGCGACGGAUCCUACCAAUCCAAGUCCAACGAUUCCUUCCGCUAAAAAGCGCGUUGAUUUCUCUGAUAGCACCAAUACUCGUGAUGCAAAUGAACCAUUGGACGGCCCUCGAACGCCUGAUUUGGGCCCCUUGGAAGACGCCGAGAGUGGUGAUAUCGUUUAUCCAACGCUGCCGCCUCUGAGCACGCCCAGAAAUGCCGAACAACUUGCUUUCUUUUACGAGCCUUCUCCAGUUAGUACACGCAAAUCUUCGGUAACGACCAAUACGCGUCGACAGCUUGCCUUUUCAACUCCUGGGGCGAUCCCGCACGGCAUAACUAACAAGAAACGCCAACGGGAGGAACAUGGGGCUGAGGAGCCAGAUCAUGCUGCUAAAUUUACGACUGAUCAGCGAAGUGCUAAAAGGGUCAAGGUCCUCCCGAUGCCUGGAUCGAAGACUCAGACUCCCAGCCCAGUGAAGCAACGUCCGAUCCAGACAGCAACUCCACGAAGUGCCAUUCGCGCUACAGCCGGCUCGGCACCGACGUUAAAUCUCCGAUUGCGUUUACUCGCCGCUUCUCCGCUAUGA
Molecule: messenger RNA, 3216 nt
Organism: Uncinocarpus reesii 1704
Lineage: Eukaryota; Fungi; Ascomycota; Eurotiomycetes; Onygenales; Onygenaceae
Exons: 4
Coding region: 1-3216 (1071 amino acids)
Biological process (GO): response to antibiotic
Source: RefSeq, a predicted model, not a curated record